Messenger RNA from Racocetra fulgida, 633 nucleotides. The record is from the annotation of a GenBank genome assembly. NCBI's taxonomy places the organism in Eukaryota, Fungi, Glomeromycota, Glomeromycetes, Diversisporales, Gigasporaceae.
AGUGUCGAAUUUUAAAUUAUGGACAUAAAUUUAUACCUACCCCUACUACUAAACAACGCAUGGACAUUACUUUACCGGAUAACCCCUUUAUGAAGCGAUCUCUGGACGACUUAGAACGCCGCUAUAAUUUACUACUAGAUUUUGGCGGAGGCGCUCUUUAUAAAUUAGUUAAUAACAAAAAUAUAGUGAUUACUCUAACGGAUAAAAACCUAGGGCUAGCAGUUAUACCUUAUAACGAAUAUAUUAAGGCAAUAAAAAUGCUGCUUAACCCAAAUGAUUAUGAAAUUGUUGAAUUUACGGAAGAAGAAUGUAUCGAAAUUAUGCAAACGCAUAUCCUUCAUUUAACUAUGACUAUGGAUAACAAGCAUAAUAACUACUUCUUACCAGAAGAAACACAAUUACCAUUCUUCCAUGCCCUUCCUAAAGUUCACAAAAACCCGUUAAAAUGGCGUCCUAUAGUAGGAAUGCAUUCAUCUCCUACUAAACGAAUUUCAGUUUUUCUAGCACAAAUUCUAAAAAACUGGAUGGAGGAAUUAGAAAAAUUAGAUCCAGAAAAUUGGACACCUUUAAGAGAUAACUUCCAAUUAAUUUUUCAACUAAAAAAUCAAAAAAGAUUCAAUAAUAUUAUAACCG